AAAAUGAAACUUUCCCAGGACGAUGUUUAUAUUUUAGACUUUACCACCUAUGAAGAAUAUCUCAAAAGUCUAAUUAGUACUCAGGACAUUCGUUAUCUUGGACAUAAAUUGAAUGGCCUACGUCUACACAAGACCGGAUAUCGAGCACUAACAAAAGAUGCUUUCGAGAGUAAACGGAGGGAAAUCGCCGAGUAUGUGCACGCAUCUCAGGACCCCAGUUCGUAUUAUAGUAGAGGUUUAGUGCUAAUUGAUCCGAUACUCCACGCGCUGGUUGAGAGAGAGCGAGGAAAUAGAGUCGGAAUGAUCUCGACGAUCAUUUUUGUAAGAUACAUGAGAAACAAUGCAGAAAUCUCCGGAUACAUCGACUACGAGCACGCCCUGACUCGGGUGAACGUCGACAAACAAUACGGGCUAGAUUGGAAGGCUAUAUUUCAAGGUGAAGAAAUUAUUCGUCCCUCGAAAUUCGAUUUAUCGUACUACAACGCUCUGGUGGACAAAACUACCACCCGUAACUCACCCAACUACCGGAUUCUGUACGAUAAAGAAAUUAUUUUCCAGAAUCUAUACGAUCGCAAAUAUAUCUACCCAGACCCACUGGGAAGUUAUUACGGAACCAACACGACAAGAACGGACUUCGAAAGUGAUGUUUAUGAACAGUUUGCAUUGUACGAUCACGUUAUAGUGAAAAAUUUCUGAACUGUAAUAAAAU
This is a messenger RNA of Uranotaenia lowii, 709 nucleotides long. RefSeq names its product cilia- and flagella-associated protein 299-like. Bases 4 to 696 code for a protein of 230 amino acids. The record is from RefSeq and is a predicted model, not a curated record. The transcript is spliced from 3 exons. Lineage: Eukaryota; Metazoa; Arthropoda; Insecta; Diptera; Culicidae.